AAAAAGAUUCGGUGUAAAUUCAAUGCUGUAUACUUCGGGCAAUACCAACACUGAGUAACGCAUCAUCAUCCAUGUGCAUUCUUUAUAUCAGGAGCUGGGAAACGCGUUAUCGCACAAUCUACAGAAGUUACGUGCUAAUGUCGUUGAGUGAAAGCAGACGUCACAUGUGACACGUGAACAUCGAGCCCAUUGUUCACCGCUUGGCGUCGCAGUUCGGAAACUGGGCUCGGCCACUGCAGGCAAGUGUGGAAAUAUCUUUGCGGCGGCCGCUCGCAUUCUGUCAGCGUCAAAAGUAACUCGCAGCCCGCUUUGCAGUUUCACGCGCUUCUAGACAUGAAAGAGCUUCUCUCGGUGAAGUUUCUCGUGAAAUAUUGGUCCCAAACAUAGGCCGUGCUGUUUCUUAGAAGCAUCCGCGAAUGGCCGACGAGAACGCAACCGCCUUCGGCUCUCCGGCGCCCGAAACCACCGGAACCGAGAAUACAAGCCUUGCUAGUGCUGAGGCACUUCCAGUCAUCGCCGAAGAAAAUGUAAGGAACCCAGAAGGCGCCUGGGAACUGCCGCUGGGGCAACAUGGGAACCAGGCUGCUAACACAACCCUCGUAUGCUUUCAGUGCCGCAUUGCUUUCGAUUGCGAGGAAGAUUUUCACGAUCAUAUGAUCAACCACGUGACUGGUAGGAUCCCUGAAGGUGCAAGGGAACUGCCGCUGGGCCAACAAAAGAACCAGGCUGCUGACACCAACCUCGUGUGCUUUAAGUGCGGGAUUGCUUUCAAUUCCUCGGAAGCCUUCCAAGAUCACAUGACCAACCACAUGAUCGGGAUGCCAGCCCGUACACAGAAAACCGAAGCGGAGUGCGAGGGGGACUACGCCGGCAGCUCGUCAAACACAUGUGGCGCGUGUGGGAAGGUUUUCACCGGGCAGUGGAGCCUGCAGAGACACUUGCUGACGCACACGGGUGAGAGACCGCAUCCGUGCCCGGCUUGCCCCAGGGAAUUCAGGCAGAAGCACCACCUGGAGGAACAUCUGCGAACGCAUACGGGCGAGAAACCGUUCAAGUGUCAUUUGUGUUCCCGUGCUUUCGCUCACAAGUCCUCGCUGGACGCGCACGUGAAGGCGCACACCGGCGAGAGGCCCCACGAGUGUCCUCUCUGCGCCCGCCGAUUUAUUCGAAAACAUCACCUCACUCGGCAUAUGGGAACGCCCGGAUGCAAACAGUGACGUCAUCGCUUAUGGUUCGGCAAUGAAACGGGCUAGAAAACGCAACCUCUGUGAAACGAACGCUUCUGUGCACUGUUUACCGCACUCGGAUGCGCAGUGAAUGAAGCGCCGUUUGCAGUUGUGGUAGUGAUCUCGAAGCACACAGUACGCAGCUUAGCCGAUGUGAUCAGUGAGACGUCGUGUGUGAGUGCUGCGACCAGUUCUCUCGUCAAGGAAUCCUUCUGCGUUAUAUUCGCGGGAACACACUGCAGAGAAGCCGCCAGCCUACCCUAUGUGGCAGCAGCUUUUUCUAAUAAUGUAGCGAAGAUAAACACCUAUGACAUGGGUAGACAGGCGUGAAAGUGUGGAAAUACGAGCGCCCAAUAUUUCUUUACUUUUGGUUUUCAAGUAUGUAUGCCUAUUCACCUUAAAUGCGAGACUGGAUAUCUGUACGAUUUUUAGUAAACACGUAAAGUGCUUUUCACCUUAGGGAAAUUUAUUAUUCAUAGUGUUUUUAGUCUCGUACGUGGCCUGUCUCGCUUAGGUUGAAUAAAGGUGCAGGGCGUCUCCCUAUGUGCCACGAUUGAGUUCCCUAAUUUCACUAGCUCCGGUAUAUUCUACUCGAUUUAGUGUAUCGCCAGCAAUGUUCUGGGACUUCAUACAUAACAUAAAACUGUUGUGCACUUCGGAA
This is a messenger RNA of Dermacentor albipictus, 1887 nucleotides long. RefSeq names its product oocyte zinc finger protein XlCOF6.1-like. NCBI's taxonomy places the organism in Eukaryota, Metazoa, Arthropoda, Arachnida, Ixodida, Ixodidae. Gene Ontology annotation, biological process: regulation of transcription by RNA polymerase II. Gene Ontology annotation, molecular function: RNA polymerase II cis-regulatory region sequence-specific DNA binding; DNA-binding transcription factor activity, RNA polymerase II-specific. Gene Ontology annotation, cellular component: nucleus. The record is from RefSeq and is a predicted model, not a curated record.